GAAACGUCUUAUGAAGGCGGCUACCUGGGUUGUUCGCUGGGACCCACCGGGGUUGCGCUACAGGAGCUUGGGAAAACGUCUGAGGUUGCGUGUUUGAAUGUGGGUGCUUUACUGGCCUUGGGGAACUUUACGGACGUUUGGAGGGUUCUGUUGUGGGCAGCCACCCAAGGAAGGAUUGGUGCUAUUCUUUCCAAGGACCUGGGAGCCACCUUGGCCGAGCACGAGGCCCACAAGAAGCAUCGUUCCCAAGUUCACUUCCUCCAUGCGCUGGCUGCUGCAGGAAAGUAUCAUAUGGGCUCCGUGGUGCCACGUUUUCUGGUGGAGCGGCGAAGGGGCUCUACGUGGGACUCAGUGGACUGGAUGUGUGAUGGAAAGGCCCAAAGGUACUGCGAUGAGAUGUGUUUACCUGACCCAAUGUUCUUUGAGGAGCAGGCCGUCGAGAUUGUGAACGGCCUUACAGGUACUGUUUGUGGUGUUGGGGGGCGUAUCAAGCUGGCUAGAAUGUCACAAGAUGCGGCUUGGCGUCUACACGUUAUGAGGAACCAUCAACCGUUCCGUCGUGAUUGCGCACUAUGCGUGCGCAACGCUGCUACAGGGAAGCAGCAUCGUGCAACGCUUCACCCGACUGGUUACACGCUGUCAAUCGACGUCGCAGGUCCUCUGCGGGGAACUGGCAGGUCGCCGGACGGGAAGUAUUUCAAGUGUUUCCUUGUGGGGGCUUUCAGAAUACCUUUACUGGAUGGUGGAGUUACCUAUGAUGAGGAUUUUCGAGGCCAUCCUAUUCCAGAGGAGUUUGAGUCUGAAGAUGCCCCUGUCCUUUCUGAUGAUGAUCAGGUCGAUGUACACCUUGAGGAGGAGGAAGAGAUGGCACCAGCGGCUGAGGAAAAUCGGGACCAGGAGGAGUGGAAACGCCUUAAGGAGAAGUUCAAGGCUCCGCUUAUGACACAGACGUUGUACUUCUGUAUUCCGAUGAACAGUAAGAAGUCGAUGCAUAUUCUUCCUGCCUUACAACAGAUGGUUGUGGAUAUACGUGGCCUUGGUUACCCUGUUACGAGAAUACAUUCAGACCGUGGGGGUGAACUGCGGAGCAAUGCUAUUAAGAGAUGGGUGUUGAAUCAAGGCAUUAUGAGGACUACCUCUACGGGCUCUGAGCCGGCUGAAAAUGGAGUUGCUGAAGCUGGAGUUCGAUACCUUAAGCGCCGAGGACGGGUAUUGUUGGAUGCGGCCGAUUUGGGGCGUGAACAUUGGCCCACUGCAAUCCAGACAGCAGCCCUGCAGCAAAGGUGUGACAAGCUUGCGAUACCUAGCGCAGUGCCCGUGGCCUAUGGGGCCAAGGUGUAUGUGAAGACAAAAAAGUACAAGACUGGAGAUGUUGAAAGUAUGAAGCCGCAUUGGAUGCAGGGGAAGUUGGAUGAUGUUGCCCCUACAAUUGUGGUGGAUCCAGAGGAGCCUCCACUACCACCACCGGUGGCACCGCCGGGCGAGGAGGACAUGGUUGAAGCUAUGGAGCAGAGCUGGGACCACAGUGGGGAGGCGUCCUAUUCCCAAGAGGAAGUUAUGAUUCGGGUCCUUAAGGCACAAGAGAGACAAGCAGUGGAGGCUGUGGCGCGUGAGCUAUUGAAUGCGGGUGAUUUCAGCAAGCAAGCGUGCCAACAUCUUUUGCGUGCAUUGGGUGGUUUUCAUACAAGAUGGAGAACACCUAGGACCACAGAGGGCCAAGGGAUGGUCUUGGGAGCUUACGUGAGAGGAGGCUCAUUUGGGGUCACCAAUCAUGGCAGGAGUCUCCCGUUCACUAUGCGGUUUUUGAACAAGUUUAUGUUGAUUCGUUUACAGUAUACUAUGCCGGGUUCUACAUCAACUUGGACCACUCUGGCGCUUCAAAGAGCAUCUGAGAUCCCGGCCCACCGUGAUGUUCACAAUCAGAGAGGGACACGCAACUAUGUUAUGGAGAUCGCAGAUGAGUCCCUUGAAGGCUUGUGGAUUGAGGGUGACGAGGAGAGUCAUCCAGUGGAGGGAGGAGAUGGAGUAUGUUGUGCCCAUGAGUAUCAGACUGAGGAUGGCCAGGUGUUACAAGGACGAGUCCAUUCCCUUGAUGAGCCUGUGGCCUGUGAUCCUCGUUCUCGACAUGCCAUGGUGAAUGCACCUGGGAUGAAAUGGGUGCUAUCUGCCUAUACACCUUCAGGAGUACAAGCUCUACUACAAGCAGAUGUGGAUUAUUUGUUUUCGCAUGGUUUUCCAGUGACUGGAACCGGGGUAUCGCUACCAACAGUGCGAGCCAUUCAACGGGUUUCCUAUGGGCCGGGCACCACGUGGGAAACCACACCCACGGCAGGCAGUUCGUCCUUCGGGCCGGAGUUCGUUCCUCAGAGUGGAUCUCGAGGAGCAGGGGCAGAGGAGGAGGAAUAUGCAGGAUACCUUGAGGAUGUCAACGGCGAGCACCAGGUCCAGGAGGAGAUGGCAGCGAACCUUGAAGAAUGGGAAGUGGUUUGGCCACGAAUAGCCAAGGUCGAACCCGAGUUUACAGAGAACAUUGAGGGCUUGAUUGAUGGUCUUCAAGAACCUCUACGGCAUACCCACAAUGUCAGCCCUCAUGAAGUUCGAGCGGCUGUGGAGAAGUGGCGGAAUGCUAUUGUUAAAGAGCUGGGUGUCGUCGAGAAGGGCUUCUAUAGGUGGUCUGCAGGUGGCUUGGAUAUUGGAGGAGCCUUUAUGCUGACACCUCUGGAUGAUGGGGAGAGCGCUGUUCUAUUUGCAGUUACUCCGCCGGCCAUUUUGGCCCGCCUUGGUCUGGUUGCACCAGACGAACGGUGGAUAUUAACCCACGUGAUGUAUGGAUUGCGGCAGUCGCCGAAGCUAUGGUCGGUGUUUCGUGACAAGACCGUUAAGGCCAUGAAGAUCGAGCUGGAUGGGGAACUGUGGCAGUUUCGACAAGGAGUGGCUGAGCCAAAUCUUUGGUACCUGUUCAAGCUUGAUGGUGCUACAACUAAGGGGCCAGAGGCGGUGCUGUUGAUCUACGUCGACGAUCUACUCAUAUGUGGACCGGACCGGCUGGUGAAAGCUAUAGCAACCUCGGUUAGUACAACGUGGAAGACCUCGGACCUGGAUGUUGUUGAACCUAAUCAUGGGAUUCGGUUCCUUGGCUGUGAGAUUGAGGUCAAUGAGGCCAAGGACACAUACUGGAUCCACCAGAAGCCCUAUGUGAUGGAGUUGAUACGACAACAUCAGGUGCCGGAGACAGCCCGCUCUCCAAUUCCGUGCCCGCGUGAAAUGCUCACCCUGGCUGUCAGUGAUGAUGAACCAAAGGGUGAUGAAGGCGACCUACGACGAGCUCAACGUCUAUGUGGGGAGUUGCUCUGGCUCAGCCAGAGGAGUAGGCCUGAUAUCUCAUUCCCGGUGUCGAUCAUGGGAAGCCUACUUACCAAGGCAGCACCUCGCAGUAUUCAGAUUGGGACUCGGCUGCUAUCGUAUCUUCAGAGAACCAUGGGUGUUGCUUUGGAGAUUAAGCCCAGCAGCGGUGGGUUUGAAGCCUGGAGUGAUUGCAGCUACGCUCCGAGUGGGUGUAGAUCCCACAGUGGUAUGGCGAUUACCUGGAACAAAGCUGUGAUUGGGUGGCGUUCAGGCCGGCAACCCUUUACAUGUUUGUCGACGGCAGAGGGCGAGUUGGUUGCAGCGAUUGAGACGCUUGUGCUGGCUAUGAGUUUAAAGGCCAUAGUGGAUGAGUUUGGUGUGUCAAUUGCAGAUAUGACGUUGUGCAUUGACAACCAAGCAGCUUUGUCACUGGCCACCCCCGGGACUUCGGCGAGCUGGAGGACGCGACGUUAUCAACUGGCAGACCUCCUGACCAAGGGUUUUCCACGUCAAAGGCUGGAAGAGCUUAAUGCAUUGUGGAGCCUGGUGGAUUUGGUGGUGGCGACAACGCAGCUUCAUGUGGUGAAGUUGAUGGUUAUGAUGACCAUGAUGGUGCAGUCUGCCAGGGCUUCUUCGGUGUUGACAAAGGAUCCCUUGGCUAUUGAUACACCGUGGGAGUUAUAUCUUAUGGUUGCGUUGGUGGCUGUGGCGGUGGUAGCUGGUUGGGAAUGCCUGUGGGGAGUAUGGUAUUAUGUCACCGGGCAAGAGACACCUGCAGAGCUACGGAAAGCACG
Molecule: messenger RNA, 4139 nt
Organism: Symbiodinium necroappetens
Lineage: Eukaryota; Dinophyceae; Suessiales; Symbiodiniaceae
Source: the annotation of a GenBank genome assembly